Molecule: messenger RNA, 2862 nt
Organism: Sitophilus oryzae (rice weevil)
Lineage: Eukaryota; Metazoa; Arthropoda; Insecta; Coleoptera; Curculionidae
Exons: 1
Coding region: 58-2862 (934 amino acids)
Source: RefSeq, a predicted model, not a curated record
GAUUUGGCUCUUGAAGAGUUAAGACGUGUUUAAAGUGUGUCUCUCUUUUUUAGUGUGAUGUCUUUUGUCGUUGACCUUAUUAAGCAUAUCGCUGCCUUACUCGGAAUUUUUCGGGAGAAAGGUAACGAUGAACUACUUCGGAAAGGACUUCGCGAGUGUACUAAGGCUACUAGGCAUAUAAAUUAUGCAUUAAAAAAUGCUUCGACGGUUGCCGAAAAACAAAAAUUACAAGCCGCUCUUAUUAAUGUGAAAACUCUAAGGCAACAAUUUCAAUUAAAACAAAAGAAAGGGGCGGGUCUCAAUAAAAAGAAAGCGACUGCCUGUUCUCGCGUCGAAUGGGAAGAUUUGCACUCUGCUUUCGAUUCUCGCGUUAGAACGGGCGUUAUUAUCAACCUUCAUCAUACGGAUCCGAAACUGUUUUUGAAUGACUGUAAGGCCUUGUUCAAAAGACGAAUUCAGAAUAUGCUGAAAAAGGUUGAUGCCUUGAAGGUUAAUGGUGUGUUUUCUGGAGAGUUUACUAUCAAUAAAGCAGAUCAGGUAAAGACCGAAUUAAAAUAUUUAAAUACUAAAAACGGAAUAAUUUAUAAAGAUUACAAUUUAGAUGAUUGGUUUGUUAAUCAUAUUCAAAAUUCUUUGCUAGUUGAAUUGGAAGAAUUUCAAGAAAAAGAUAGCGGUUGGGCGUUAUCUGAAAUUAAAAAUUUAACAGUAAAUAUAAAUAAAUAUAAUCCUUUAAGAGCAGGUACCUAUAUCGAUCUUCCCACACAAAUAAAAAGAAAAGAGGCUUGUGUAAAUGUCCAAAAUUCCGAUGAUAUGUGUUUUGCGUGGGCCGUACUAUCAUAUCUGUAUCCUGCACCAUCAAAAAUUGCUGAUAGAACUUCUUCUUACCCAGAUCCUCAAAAAGUACUUAAUUUAAAAGGCAUUCAAUUUCCUAUGACUCUUAAACAAAUUCCCCGAUUUGAAAAACAAAAUAAUUUAUCGAUUAAUGUAUACAGGUUGGAACAAUUAAAUAAAUCUUUCAGCGUUAUUCCUACUCAUCUAACUAAAAAUAAACUAGAACGGCAUAUCAAUCUCCUUAUGAUACAAGACAAUUAUUUCAGUUCAGAUAACGAGGAGCAAAUAUUUACUCCUGUUAAAUUUCAUUAUGUAUGGAUCAAAAAUUUAUCGCGUUUAGUUUCAAGCCAGAUAAACAAGGACUGUAGAAAAAAAAUUAUAUGUGACAGGUGUCUUCACUAUUUCUAUGAUGAAGACAAAUUAAAUUUACAUUUAAAAGACUGUAUAAACCAUAAUAGUGGCCCUCUUCCAAAACUUCCACAAAACGAUAAAAAGUGGAUUGAAUUUAAAGAUUUUUCAUUUAAAACUAAAGUUCCUUUCACAAUUUAUGCCGACUCUGAAUGCCUUUUAAUACCCACCGAAGAUAACAAAAUUAAAAACACUCAAAAAUAUCAAUCACAUAUACCGUUUAGCGUAGGAUACUAUGUUAAAUGUGAUUACGAUGAUUCGCUCUCGUUUUAUAAAUCGUACACAGGACCGGACUGUAUUGAAUGGUUUGUUAAAGAACUGUUUGAUUUCGCCGAAAAUGUGGAAACGGUUUUCCUUUGCGAUUUGCCUAUGGAUCCCUUAACACAACAACAAACGCGAGCUUUUUUAAAUUCUAAAUUAUGUCAUAUAUGUGAAUCUCCUUUUAAUACCGAUGAUAAAAAAGUUAGAGAUCACUGCCAUCUAACGGGGAGAUAUCGAGGUGCGGCCCAUGAAAAAUGCAAUUUAAAUUUUCAAGAUAAACAUAUAGUCCCCGUUUUAUUUCACAACUUUAGUUCGUACGACGGACAUCUGCUGAUUAAGGCCCUGGCAGAAGUAGAAGGAUCUAUUGAUGUAUUGCCCGUCAAUAAAGAAAAAUAUAUAUCAGUAACUAAACAUGUGCCCGGAAAUUUUGUUCAAUUUAGGUUUCUAGAUAGUUUUAGAUUCAUGGCAUCAAGCCUGGAUACUUUAGCUUCUAAUCUAUCGGAAUAUCCAAUUCUAAAGUCGGAAUUUCCACACUUAAACGAAGAACAUUUCAAUUUGCUUACUCGAAAAGGUAUUUUCCCAUAUGAUUUCAUGGAUGAUUGGAAUAAACUGAAUGAAACUCAACUACCUCCUAAACCCGCCUUUUACAAUAAAUUAAAUGAUUCAUAUAUCAAUGAUAAAGAUUAUGCGCAUGCUAAAACAGUUUGGAAUAUUUUUAAUUGUCAAAAUAUGCGUGAUUAUUCAGAACUGUAUAUGAAAGUAGAUAUUCUUUUACUGGCUGAUAUCUUUGAGCAGUUUAGAACUACGUCCCAUAAAACUUAUUGUUUGGAUCCAGCUCACACUUAUACUCUUCCCGGAUACGCUUGGCAAUGUAUGUUAUUUCAAAUGAGGAAAUCUGAUAUUAAAAAACUUGAACUCCUUACAGAUUUGGAUAUGGUACUCUUCAUUGAAAAGGGAAUUCGGGGCGGUCUGAGUCAAUGCUCGAAAAGGUACGCUGAAGCGAACAAUAAGUACAUUCCAUCGUACGACUCCUCUAAAGACGAAACCUAUCUUAUGUAUUUCGAUAUUAAUAAUCAAUACGGGUGGGCCAUGUCACAAUACCUUCCAUAUGGCGGUUUUAAAUGGCUUAACGAAAAUGAAAUUUCAAAUUUAAAUAUUCAGAAUAUUAGCAAUGAGUCAAAUAAGGGAUAUAUAUUAGAAGUCGACCUGUAUAUUCCAUCCGAGGUGCAUGAUUUCUUUUCUGAUCUACCCCCUUGUCCUGAACAUGAUAUACCUAAAGGGUCUAAAAAUUCUAAAUUAUUAGCCACGUUAUAUGAUAAAAAAGAAUAUGUGUUCACUAUAAAAAUUUACAACAAGCUUUAG